CAGCAAAAACUUGUGACAAGACGUUUUGAAAUGGUCAGCAGCCUACUUCGAACGCAGAUUGUCUUGGGGAAAGUAGCUGAAACAGCAACGUUGCCCGUCAUUGUUCCUUUGCGUGUUCGGGGACUUGACGCCCUAGUAUGCACGUCCCUACCCGUAUAUGAUUCGCUGGCCGCGCCUGUGCGCGUGUCGCGUUGCGAAAUACGACAAAGUCAGAAGGCAUGCAUUUGCUGGUUGGAUUUCUCAGCCCAUCUCUUACGUAGCAGUUGUUGCUUCGCUGCCACGCAGCCAUGCCGGCAUCUCAGACGGCCGAGCAGCAGGCUAGCACGAGGCCAACGUGUCAUGGAGAGCUGUUCUUCAUGUACGACCAAACCGCCAUGCAUGGCGAGGAGGGACAGCUGGACGAAGCGGUCCUCUACUAUUACCCAGAGAAUGAGUUCAAGGGCGACAUGCUAGAUUCAAUUGAGACGCAGCAUCGGAUAAUGCAGAUGAUGGGUGUCAGUCAAGCGCUGGUGGAUCUGAGUGGUGAAAUGCCCACACUUGUGACGUUUCGAAAGGAGCAAAUAGCCCUGCGCCACUGGGGUAGAUACACGCUGGCGUUGUCUGCACCACUGAAGGAGUCAUCCUAUCGCCUGCAACGCUUACUGGACAAGCUCUUCGAUGUCUUUACGUUCUUUCAUGGCAGUCUGGAGCGAGUACAUCUGCAAGCGCAGAAAGACCUGGACACGUUCCGCUACUUGGUCUCGACCAUCUGGUCGUGCUACCUACCGUUUGUACGUCGCUUUGGCAGCAGCACUGCAUCACUCUUCCAUCCGUUACCUUACGUACCUCUACCAAAGAGAGAGGGACAUCUCUUCUUGCAGGCUAGUCAUAUCUUGCAGUCGGGUCAGCGCUUACCCUCGGUGCUUGGUGGUGCGAUUCUCUUCCAAAGCCGGAUCCUGUGCACGCAGCUUGAGCCAAUCUUGACUCACCACUGUCUAUCACUGAUGUUCUCACCAGAGAGAUCUGAGGAUGACAGCCCUGUCGAUCACCCGGGGAUUCCCCUCCCCACUGCAAUCGGCGACCGCAUACCGUCCAGCGUACGCCUGCUCAACGUGUUUGUGACGGCGGAGCAGUACGACUUGCUGUGCCAGGCGUCGCUCGGCGUGCUCGGCGCUGCGGCCUGCAUGUCGCGCGCCAGUUCAUCGACGCCCAGUGCCAGCAGCCGCUCUACCUGUCAUAGUGGAGUGUCCACUGGUGGUGGAGGUGGUGAAAGCAGUGAUGUGUUUGUGUCGCUGUCAUCCUCUAUCUCCAGUAUUCCACUAACUGCCUCUGGCCGUUCGUCUGGACUUGAGUCACGGAGCUUGACUCCGCCGUCACCGCUCAGUUCUAGAUCAUCGUCUCCGUGGACAAGCGGGCAGCUGUCACGCUCCGCGUCCUCGGCUGCCGGCAAUGGCAGCAGACCACGUUUGGUUUCCAACUGGAUGAGUGAAGGACGGGGACCAACCUCAAGUGAGCAAAGUCCAAACUCGCCACGGCAUUAUAUACCGGAGGAUGUUUCUCCGACCAUGGGUUAUCUCAGGAGGCAUCCCGGUCAUGGCACAAUGGGACGUGGAUUAGAGAACGCGCUCAGGUAGCCUGU
This is a messenger RNA of Sycon ciliatum, 1618 nucleotides long. Its product is annotated as BLOC-3 complex member HPS4-like. Gene Ontology annotation, cellular component: cytoplasmic vesicle; BLOC-3 complex; lysosomal membrane. The transcript has 10 exons. Gene Ontology annotation, biological process: protein targeting; vesicle-mediated transport; melanosome assembly. Gene Ontology annotation, molecular function: guanyl-nucleotide exchange factor activity; small GTPase binding. Lineage: Eukaryota; Metazoa; Porifera; Calcarea; Leucosolenida; Sycettidae. Bases 288 to 1613 code for a protein of 441 amino acids. The record is from RefSeq and is a predicted model, not a curated record.